Molecule: messenger RNA, 189 nt
Organism: Diversispora eburnea
Lineage: Eukaryota; Fungi; Glomeromycota; Glomeromycetes; Diversisporales; Diversisporaceae
Source: the annotation of a GenBank genome assembly
AUGUUGAUAGCCCCAGUUGUUGAACUUGAAAAAAGAACUAAUGAUAAAACUACAGUUACAGUUAUAGUUAUAGAUACCAAAAUUACUGGAAUUACAUCUACUACCACAACCAUAGAUAUUACUGAGACAAUGCACCUAACUAACACAGUUUGUACAACUUUUACUACUUCUAAGACUAAGGUCACUACC